AUGGCUUCGUCGAUGACAGGCUUUUCGGUCUACACGCUCCCCACGGGGCCUCCCAGGUGGGAUACGGUCGGUAUUUUUUACAUCACCUUUUGCUGCGUAUGGACUACUCUCGUCCUGCUCGGCAUGGCCUUUUGCUGGUACAACCGCCGGCUCCCGAUUCUCAAGCUGCGCGGUCUGCCACUGUCUUUUACCGCCAUUCUUUGCCUCCACUCCUAUUGGAUUUUGGCCCAAAUUACCUAUCCUAUCGCCGGGACCAUGCCCAUUGUCCUUGCCUAUGAUGUGCAGUAUUUCGUCAUGGGCAUCUAUUUCCCUAUCGGCAUCGCCUUGUUCCACGCCUCCAAUUGUCGGUUCCUCCACAUUGCCAAGAUGCAGAAACAGUUUACGCAUCCCGAGUUGCGAAGGAAAGCGGCAUGCAAAGGCAUCGAAACUUCAUGGCUGUGCCGCCUGGCGAACAUGUACUACUCCACCAGGCUCAUGACCUUUAUAGCCAUUGGAAUGGUCUUCCAGGUUAUUCUCACCGUCGCCAUGUGGCUGGCUUGUCGCAAGUACCAUCCAACUUACGGUAUUUCCGGCACGGAGCUUCGCGGCGCAACCCUCCAGGAGCAAAUCGUCGACUUGGGUCGAGGAUGGGAAUGGUGGCCGUCGGUGCUCUGGCAAGUCAUCUGGACAUGGAUUGUUGCACCCAUCCUCCUCUGGCGCGCCUGGGGGAUUCGCGACACAAUGGGAUGGCGUACCCAAACCAUCGGCUGCUGCAUAUUCAGCCUGCACGCGACACCAAUGUUUUUAAUUGCCUCCUACGUGCCGGCCUUUGAGGUUGUCAAUGCCUAUUUUACCCCAAGUCAAUGGAUCCAUUUCUCCACCAUGAUGUUCGAAAUCUUUACUGUCUUUGUUCCUGUCUUCCAAGUUAUCAGGCUCCGAAUACUGAGCAGGAGAGCGGCCGACAUGAAUGCCAAAUGGGAAACGGAAUCGCAACAAUCAACACUAAGGCCAUCGACGGCCUACGAGGUGAGAAACGCGUCUUCUCUUGGCAUGGCCGAGAAGGGAGCAGCACUGUAUUAUAUGGAUGAGGAACUCGGCGAUCGUCUAUUGACCAUGAGUGCUCUCGACUACGUACUCAGCGAAAAUCCAGGCCCACUGCAGGAAUUCUCGGCACUCAGCGACUUCUCGGGUGAGAACAUCGCGUUCCUGACUCUCGCUGCAUCGUGGAAGACAUCCUGGUCGGCGGAGCUGGCGGAGAAGGGGAGGCUCGAGGCCUACCGGGGCGCGCUUGCGAUUUACACAGGCUUCAUUAGCCCCAGAGACGCCGAGUUCCCCUUGAACCUGUCAUCGCCUGACCUCAAAUAUCUCGAAGACAUGUUUGAGGAGCCCGCGCGACUCCUGCACGGCGAGGCACGCGUGGAUCCAGUGACACCAUUUGCGACCGAGGCAUCCUUUUUCGGAGGACAGGGAAGCACCGGACCACAGCCAGGAACGGACGGCAGUACCGAACAAUACACCGGCGAAGUGCCCGUCGACUUCAACUCGGCUAUUUUCGACAGGGCACAGAGCCAUAUCAAGUACCUCGUUUUGACAAACACGUGGCCCAAGUUUGUCGGAGAGAUGCAGCAACGAAGACGGUCGAGCGAGACGGGCCGGAGUACCUUCACCGCGGGCUCGGAGGAGACACGAGCCAGUCGAGUUUCAAAGCGCAUGACAGACCUUCUGAAUUACUUGAUGAAGAAUUAG
This is a messenger RNA of Hirsutella rhossiliensis, 1725 nucleotides long. RefSeq lists its product as uncharacterized. The record is from RefSeq and is a predicted model, not a curated record. NCBI's taxonomy places the organism in Eukaryota, Fungi, Ascomycota, Sordariomycetes, Hypocreales, Ophiocordycipitaceae. The transcript has 6 exons. The coding region runs from base 1 to 1725 and encodes 574 amino acids.